AUGGUCGAUGCAGAGCAAAGCGAUCUCUGCAGAGCGCACAUUGUUGCAGCUGAAAUGAUUCACAGUCUGUUCCUGAUUAAUAACACGGGAGACAUCUUCCUGGAGAAACACUGGAAGAGUGUCAUCAGCAGGAGUACCCCUCAUCACUACCUCAUUAGUGUCUACAGAGGAAAACUCUUCCUACUGUCAGUCAUCCAAUCUGAAGUCCCCCCUCUGUUUGUCAUCGAGUUUUUGCACAGAGUGGCAGAUACUAUUCAGGACUACUUUGGUGAAUGCACAGAAAAUGUGAUUAAGGAUAACGUGGUUAUUGUAUAUGAGCUGUUGGAAGAAAUGCUUGACAACGGCUUCCCGCUGGCAACAGAGUCCAAUGUCCUCAAGGAGAUGAUCAGACCUCCAAACAUCCUUCGAUCUGUUGUCAAUACACUCACGGGAAGCAGUAACGUUGGAGAUACACUGCCAACAGGGCAACUAUCCAAUGUCCCAUGGAGGCGCGUCGGUGUGAAAUACACCAACAACGAGGCAUACUUUGACGUUAUAGAGGAAAUAGAUGCCAUUAUUGACAAAUCUGGUACCACAGUUUUUGCUGAAAUUCAGGGUGUAAUAGAGGCCUGUGUGCGGCUCUCUGGUAUGCCUGAUCUGACUUUGUCUUUUAUGAAUCCCCGUCUUCUCGAUGAUGUGAGUUUCCACCCCUGUGUUCGAUUCAAGCGCUGGGAGGCCGAGCAUGUGCUUUCUUUCAUACCACCAGAUGGAAAUUUCAAUCUGAUGACCUACCAUGUCAACUCACAAAAUUUAGUUGCCAUUCCAGUGUACGUAAAGCAGAACAUAAGUUUCUUUGACUCUGGAUCUUGUGGACGCCUGGACAUCACAAUUGGACCCAAACAAACAAUGGGGAAGACAGUUGAGUGUUUAUCUGUCACCAUACCUAUGCCUAAAACUGUGCUCAAUGCCAACCUUACAGCCACACAUGGGAGCUACACAUUUGACCUCGCUACUAAGGUGCUGAUCUGGGAUAUUGGAAAGCUUAAUCCUCAGAAACUUCCUAAUUUAAAGGGAACGCUUAGCAUUCAGUCUGGGGUCCCUAAACCGGAGGAGAACCCUUCCCUCAGCAUUGGACUGAAAAUCCAGCAGCUGGCCAUAUCAGGGCUCAAAGUGAAUCGGUUGGACAUGUAUGGAGAGAAAUACAAACCUUUCAAAGGAGUCAAGUAUUUGACCAAAGCAGGAAAAUUCCUGGUCCGGACCUAA
Knipowitschia caucasica is the source of this 1242-nucleotide messenger RNA. Lineage: Eukaryota; Metazoa; Chordata; Actinopteri; Gobiiformes; Gobiidae. The record is from the annotation of a GenBank genome assembly.